This is a messenger RNA of Truncatella angustata, 3333 nucleotides long. RefSeq names its product pyridoxal phosphate-dependent transferase. The transcript is spliced from 13 exons. Gene Ontology annotation, biological process: carboxylic acid metabolic process. The record is from RefSeq and is a predicted model, not a curated record. Lineage: Eukaryota; Fungi; Ascomycota; Sordariomycetes; Amphisphaeriales; Sporocadaceae. Gene Ontology annotation, molecular function: carbon-carbon lyase activity; pyridoxal phosphate binding. The coding region runs from base 1 to 3333 and encodes 1110 amino acids.
AUGGCAACUUUCCAAACACCAGAUCUCUUUCCAGGAGAACUAGUUUCUAAGCUGAAGCCAGAACGGCCAGCAGUCAAGAUACGAGAGUCGGCCGAUAUAUCAGAUGAAUCGUCGGAGACCUGUAUCGGCACGCGGCCUGAACAUGGGACAGCCUAUACCUCCUUUCGAAACCCUGGCGACAUCUCUCAUCAAGUCAUCAGUUCAUACUUCAUUGGUCCUCAAGCUGAAAAUUUAUCCUUUUUCGAAGAAAAUAUUCACACUAUCCUGGAAGAGCUUCGCUUAGCUCGCAAUAGAUACUUCCCUGAAGAUGGCAAAUUCAUCACCAAGGACAUCCAAAAGAGUGUUGCCUUCAAGAAUUCGAUGAAGAAACUGAGCAACGCGGUCCAGAAGGCGGCUAACAUUCUCGGUCGUACUUCAAUUCCCUUUUGGUCUCCGCGAUAUGAAGCUCAUAUGUGCACCGAUAUGAGCAUGGCAUCGUUGCUAGGAUACUUCAUGACUAUGAUUUACAAUCCUAACAAUGUCGCCCUCGAAGCCAGCCCUCUUUCUACUAUAGCCGAGAUCGAAGUUGGUGAGCAACUGUGUGAGCUCUUUGGCUACAACAUUGAUGAGGACAACCAAGACGCGCCACUUGGAUGGGGUCACGUCACUUGUGGCGGAACAGUGGCUAAUCUUGAGUCUAUUUGGGUCGCUCGCAACCUGAAGUACUAUCCUCUUUCCCUGCGGGAGGCGAUGGAAGAGGAUGGACCACUCAACUUCCUCAAGAACAGAUUCUAUAUGGAGACCUGCUCAGGGGAGCAAAAGCUGUUCUUCGAACUUGAGGAUUGGGAGCUAUUGAACUUGAAAGCGACAGAUAUCUUAGACAUCCCAGAUCGACUGUAUCAGGAGCACGGAAUCUCCAAUACUUAUCUUUCCGAGGUAAUGAAGAAGUAUACCAUACAGUCUACCGGCAAAGAUGUUCUCGAGCAGAAGUACACGAGAGAUAAGCCAGCACAGUAUAUGCUGGCGACUACAAGGCACUACAGCUGGCCAAAAGGUGCAGCUGUUGCUGGGAUUGGCUCUGACAAUGUGAUUGGUAUCCCGGUGGACAAUGGCGCUCGAGUGGAUCUGGGGGAACUAGAGAAAAAGCUCGAGCAGAAUCUCAAGAAAAAACAACCCGUUCUGGCUGUAGUUGCCAUUAUUGGCUCAACUGAAGAGGGCGCCGUUGACCCUCUGAGCUCAAUCCUGGCUCUGCGGAAACAAUUUCAGGCCAAGGGUCUUUCGUUCCUCGUCCAUGCUGACGCCGCAUGGGGAGGCUAUUUUUGCAGCAUGCUCCCCAGGGAUUAUCGUCCGGGAGAUGCCGUCCAUCUUCCAACCGAAGUUGGAGACACUGAUGGCUUCGUCCCCGAUGCAAGUCUUAGGGCAGAGACUCUCGAGGACCUGUAUGCUAUGAGGUUUGCUGAUUCCAUCACUGUCGACCCUCACAAAGCAGGAUACAUACCAUAUCCUGCAGGCGGUUUAUGCUACCGAGACGGGAGGAUGAGAUACUUGGUUACAUGGACUAGCCCGUACAUAUAUCGUGGUUCUGUGACAAGUAUCGGUAUCUAUGGUGUUGAGGGAAGCAAGCCUGGUGCCGCAGCGGUGUCCGCUUGGCUAUCGAACAAGACUAUUGGUCUCAACCAGGAAGGUUACGGAGCGUUAUUGUCAGAAGUCACUUGGACCUGCACGCGGCUUUCUGCGGAAUGGGCUGGUAUGACCGACUCAACAAGCCCUUUCAUCUGCGUGCCCUUCAACGAACUUCCGUCUGAACUUGCUAAAUGCUCCACUCCUGAAAGAGUCGAGGCUGAAAAGGCUCGUAUUCGCAGAGACAUCAUCAACAAGACCAACGCAAAGAUUACCGAGGAGGACCUUGAACGACCUCAGGACCAGAAGGCUAUGAAAUUGAUGCGUGAACUUGGCUCCGACCUCAACAUCAAUGCCUUUGCCGUCAACUUUCGCUAUUCCGACGGUCGACUGAACGAGGAUGUCGAAGAAGCCAACUAUCUUAUGAAGCGAGUCAUCGAAGCGCUCUCUGUUGACAGCCCCAACGAUGACCCUACCAAGAUCCCGCUGUAUUUGACUUCAACAGAGUUCUCUGAUGAGCUUUAUGGUAAUUGCAAGAAACACUUUGCCGAACGACUCGGUCUAGAAGACAGCACCCAAGACCUCAUGGUCCUGCGGAAUGUCGUUAUGUCACCCUUCCCGACCGACGGCAAUUUCAUCCACCGCUUGGCAAAGAUCUUUUACGACACCGUCGAAAAAGAGACCAAGAUUGUACGAGAACGGAACGAACUCAGCGAGGACCUUCACAGCUUCCUGAUCCAGGGUACUGAUCAGAUCUAUCUCAUUCACCUGCCCAUGUUCUAUGUCGCAAACCACCGCCAGCAGUUGAUUGUAUCUGUCGACUUUGACGAGAAAUCAAAGACAAAGUACAAAACCAUGAAGAAUGCCAAUCCAACUGAACCCAUGAUUCUUUUUACUCAGCGCAGUACUUAUCUACCAGAUAUCGUCAGCAAUAAUGGAACCUUCACUGCGAAGAUCACAACUAAAGCGUCUGGCACGAUCCUCAAGAACAUCAGUGUGACUGUGACCUCGACAGUCGUCAGUCGGCCUCUGAACUCCAAGUGGCGUCUUCCGUCUUACCCGCAGAGCUUUAUGCCCUUUUACCUCUACGGAACCCGUGAGUUACCAAAUGUCUCUCAGCCAACCCUGGCAAGAUCUGCGCUUACAGAAUGCCUCUCAACCGCAGCGUCCGAGGCCAACAUCGACCACGUCAUCGUGCGCGCCCCCAACACCCAGCUGUCGGCCGGCCGCUGCACACUCAACCUCGAGGGCGACUCCACCGCCGACAUGUGGACGAGGCCGCUGGUGCUGCUCCUGGACGACGUCUACGAGGAGUCCAUGCAGCCCUUCCCCCCGAACAGCGAGAUCGUCAGCAAGAACGGCGCCGUCAUCGCGCACCCGCACGCCGAGACGCCCCCCAGGCAUUCCAUGAACGGCAGCGCCAAGGGCGCCCUCCCCACGGGUGCCGCCAUCGUCACCUCUGAGACGCGUAGCGGUAAGCUGCGUAGCUCGGGCUUCUUCUUCCGUCCCGGUGCCAAGUUCAACGUCCAUGUGUAUGAGGACGGGAGCCGAGAUGAUGAAAGUGCAGCCUUCGCGAGCUUCAGGCUUGGUAAGGAGGUUGGCAAGGGCACCAUCGAGCUGGGUCCGAGCGUGUAUGUCGACAGUGAGGCGAUGAACUUUGAUCGGUUCAAGAAGGUUGAGAAGGUUACGGAGUGGAGGCGUGAGUUUGACCAGAUUGGUAAGGAGCUGGACUAG